Messenger RNA from Salarias fasciatus (jewelled blenny), 2244 nucleotides. RefSeq names its product glycosylphosphatidylinositol anchor attachment 1 (gene gpaa1). The record is from RefSeq and is a predicted model, not a curated record. Gene Ontology annotation, biological process: attachment of GPI anchor to protein. Bases 102 to 1946 code for a protein of 614 amino acids. The transcript is spliced from 13 exons. NCBI's taxonomy places the organism in Eukaryota, Metazoa, Chordata, Actinopteri, Blenniiformes, Blenniidae. Gene Ontology annotation, cellular component: GPI-anchor transamidase complex; membrane.
GAACCAGGAAACGGAACGCUUCUCUCCUGGGCAGGUGGAUGUGACCGGCUGAGGUCCGUCCGGUGUUUUCAGGCUUCAGUAUUAAGGACCACCGCCCCAGCAUGGGACUACUGUCAGACCCCACCAGGAGACGGGCUCUGAUCAGCCUGCUGACCCGCCUCAACGCCCCAAUCUGUGUGGUGUGCUACAUGGCGGGCGUGGCGUGGUUCAUGGGUCUGGCCUUCGAGCCGUUCACCCUGCGGACGUACAUGUCGGAGAACGCCAUGGGCUCCACCAUGGUGGAGGAGCGGUUUCCGGCCGGGGAGCGGGCGCUCGCCACGGGCCGGGAGUUCUCCGCUCACAAGAAGAGGGUCGGUGGGAUGCCCGUGGACUGGCUGGUGAAGACGAUGCAGGCUCGGGGCCUGGAGGUGUUCACCCAGAGGUUCUCCCGCACGCUGCCGUUCCCCGACGAGGACAAGGAGAGAUACAUGGUGAAAGGCACCAACGUUUACGGGAUCCUCCGGGCCCCCAGAGCCCCUCGGACCGAGGCCCUGGUGCUGAGCGCCCCCUGCAGCCCCGGAGACCACAACAACCAGGCGGUGGGGCUGCUGCUGGGCCUGGCGUCCUACUUCAGGAAUCAGAUCUUCUGGGCCAAAGACAUCAUCUUCCUGGUGAACGAGCACGAUCUGAUCGGCAUGCAGGCCUGGCUGGAGGGAUACCACCACACCAACACCACCGGUAUGGACUGGUCCCCCCUGCAGGGCCGCGCCGGCUCCAUCCAGGCCGCCCUCUCUCUGGAGCUCAGCAGUGACGUGGUCACCAGUCUGGACCUGAUCCUGGAGGGACUCAACGGCCAGCUGCCCAACCUGGACCUGGCCAACCUCUUCUACGCCUUCUGCCAGAAGAUCGGAGUGCUGUGCACCAUCCAGGGAAAGCUGCAGAGGAACGACUGGGACAGCGUGUCGGGCUACAGCCACGCCGUUCAGACCAUGAUGCUGAUGGUGCUGAAGCAGGCCAGCGGGCGGCCCUGGGGCGACCACGGCCUCUUCCUGCGCUACCACAUCGAGGCCGCCACGGUGCGAGGGAUCAACAGCUUCAGGCCCUACAAGACGGACUGCACCACCGUCGGCAGGCUGCUGGAGGGAAUGUACCGGAAGCUGAACAACCUGCUGGAGCGCCUCCAUCAGUCCUACUUCUUCUACCUCAUGCCGUCGCUCUCUCACUUCGUCUCCAUCGGAUACUACAUGCCGGCCUUCGGCCUGCUGGCCGCCAUCCUGCUGCUGCGAGCCUUAGACCUGUGGGUUCAGCUCUCGGCGGCACCGCAGAGAGACGAGGACGGAGUGACGGACGUGGAGCAGACGGCGCCCGGCGUGCUCUCCAUUCUGACGCCGCUGGUCAUCAGCCACCUGACCGGCGCCGCGCUCUACUCGCUGCCCGUGCGCUUCCAGGACGUCGCCGUGGAGCAUUUCCCCGUGUCGGAGACCGAGGCCGUGGUCCUGACCGCCAUCGCCAUCUACACCGCGGGCCUGGCUCUGCCGCACAACACGCAAAGGCUGCUCUCUGGUGAAGGCACGGAGCAGGGCUGGAAGGUGCUGAAGCUGCUGGCUCUGCUCUACCUGGCCGUCCUGCUCGGCUGCACCGCCCUCAUCAACUUCUCUCUGGGCUUCAUCCUGGCUCUCAGCCUGGUUCCUGUGGCGGCGUUCGUCACUCCGCACAUCCCCAAGCUGCUGUCGGCGGUGGUCCUGGUGCUCCUCAGCCCCGCCUGCACCCUCCUCUUCGCCGUCUUCUUCUUCCACGAGCUGCAGGAGACGCCGGUGAGCUUCCACGAGGGCUGGCUGCUGUACCUGUCGGUCAUCUCCCAGGGCAUCCUGGACCACUGCCUGUACGGCUCGCUGCUCUUCCCGCUGGCGGCGCUGCUGCUCUACCCCUGCUGGCUGCUCUUCUGGAACAUCCUCUUCUGGAAGUAGAGCCGCUCGCAGACGUUGGACUUUUCUGUUUUCUGACUGGACUUUGGCUGAAGAGGUUUUGGGGAGUAACGCUUUAUCAAAGCCAUCGGUGAUAAAUGUUCAUCAUUAAGACAAACUUUAAUUUUUCCAUUUAUUAAAGAAGGUUUUUAUAAAGUGUUACAGAUUUUUUUUUUUAAUUGAUACAAAGAACUGACUGUACAGUUUUUAUCUGAUCAGACUGUUGAUGACAGAAACUACUGGCAAGAUUUUUAUACAGUUUGUUUUUUUCCAUUUGAAAUGUGUUUAUUUCAUAUUUAUU